This is a messenger RNA of Haemorhous mexicanus (house finch), 2180 nucleotides long. RefSeq names its product lysosomal acid glucosylceramidase-like. NCBI's taxonomy places the organism in Eukaryota, Metazoa, Chordata, Aves, Passeriformes, Fringillidae. The transcript is spliced from 10 exons. Gene Ontology annotation, molecular function: glucosylceramidase activity. The record is from RefSeq and is a predicted model, not a curated record. Gene Ontology annotation, biological process: glucosylceramide catabolic process. The coding region runs from base 385 to 1950 and encodes 521 amino acids.
ACCGGUCACGGGGUGCCGGGUCCCGGUUUCCCGGUAGCGGCUCCGCGGGACGGGGCGACCGGUGCCGUCGGGUAUUGGGGAGGCAGCGGGGACCGGAACCGGAACCGGGACCGGGACCUGGACCGGGACUGGGACUGGGACUGGCUGCUCUUCUCGGGGAGGAGGCGGGGGCGGGGGAAAGCGACCCCGUGCCAACGCGGUUCUCCCGGUUCGCGGUGCCAGAACCGGCGCGGGGGAAGGGCCGGGGCCCGGCCCGCCCAGAGUCGGUGCCGCUCCUGCACCGGGUGUGGGCGGGACGGGCUGCCCGGGCGCCCUUAAAGGCAAGGCCGACGGCGGAGCCGGUGCUGCCGGGCCGGCUCCGAGCGCACCGGGAGCGGCGGGGCCAUGGGGGCUGUCGGUGCCCUGUGCUGGCUGCUGCCGGUGCUGCUGGCCGUGCACCGGGCCGCAGGCGCCCGGCCCUGCAGCCCCAAGUACUUCGGCCGUGAUGCCAUGGUCUGCGUCUGCAAUGCCACCUACUGUGACACGCUGGACCCCCUGGUCCUGCCAGCCCCCGGCUACUACGUCAAGUACGAGAGCAGCAAGGCCGGCAAGCGGCUGGAGCGGAGCGAGGGCAAAUUCCAGCACAAACUCUGCGCCCCAGAUGUUGUCCUCAGGCUGGACACGACGCAGCGCUUCCAGAGGGUGAAGGGUUUUGGUGGCUCCAUCACCGACGCGGCCGCCAUCAACAUCUUAUCCCUGCCGGAGAGAGCACAGGAUCACCUGCUGCGCUCCUACUUCUCUGAGGAGGGGCUGGAGUACAACCUCAUCCGCCUCCCCAUGGCCAGCUGUGACUUCUCCCUCCAUGCCUACACCUAUGAUGACGUCCCCUAUGACUACGAGCUCACCCACUUCGCCCUACGGGACGAGGACACCAAGCUGAAGAUCCCCCUCCUUCACCGAGCCUCGGCCAUGAGCAAGCGGCCGCUGUCGCUGUACGCCAGCCCCUGGACCUCCCCAACCUGGCUGAAGACCAGUGAGUCCUACGUGGGGAAGGGGACACUGAAGGGGCAGGCAGGGGACAAGUACCACAAGACCUGGGCCAACUACUUUGUACGAUUCCUGGAUGAAUAUGCCAAGCACAAUGUGACAUUCUGGGCAGUGACAGCAGAGAACGAGCCCACGGCCGGGCUGAUCAACAACUACCCCUUCCAGUGCCUGGGUUUCACAGCUGAGCAGCAGAGGGACUUCAUCGCUCGGGACCUGGGCCCAGCACUGGCCAACAGCUCCCACCGCCACGUCCAGCUCAUCAUCCUGGAUGACAACCGGCUCCACCUCCCGCACUGGGCCAGAGUGGUCCUGGAGGAUGAGGAGGCAGCUCGCUACGUCCAUGGCAUCGGCAUCCACUGGUACCUGGACUUCAUUGGUCCCAUCCAGGACACAGUGCUGCCCACUCAUGAGCUCUUCCCUGACUACUUUAUCCUGGCCACGGAGGCAUGCAUCGGGGCCCAUUUCUGGGAGAGGGAUGUGAUUCUGGGCUGCUGGGAGCGGGGGAACCAGUACAGCCACAGCAUCCUGACGAAUCUGAACCACUUUGUGUCUGGCUGGACUGACUGGAAUCUGGCCCUGGAUCUGGAGGGGGGUCCUAACUGGGUCAAGAAUUAUGUGGACAGCCCCAUCAUCGUGGACAGCAGUGAAGGCAUCUUCUACAAACAGCCCAUGUUCUACCACAUGGGGCACUUCAGUAAAUUCAUCCCCGAGGGCUCCCAGCGUGUGGGGCUCGUUGCCUCCAGAGAGUCCAAGAAGACAGCGCUGGAGUACACGGCUUUCCUGCGCCCCGACGGGGCUGUGGUUGUAGUGGUUCUGAACCGGUUCCCACAGGACAUCACCUUUGGGCUGGCGGACACCGUGGGCCUCAUGGCGGCCGUGGCUCCGGCCAACUCCAUCCAGACCUACGUGUGGCAGCGGCAGUGACGGGGCUGAGGCUCCCGGGGCCGGGCGCAGCCGGGCCGGAGGUGCAGCCCCAGCUGCCCGCGGGCUCGGGCCGGGGCAGCGUCCCCGGGGCUGUGACAGAGUCAGGGCGGGCCGAGGACGCUGAGCGUGUGCAGGAGGGCCGGGGGCACGGUGCCCCUCAGGGUGGAGACCCCACAGGCUGUGAGGGCUGUGUUCUGCUGCUCCGACAUUAAACACGGAUGCUGCCUUGA